AUGAAGAACGGGCGAGCACAGUGCGUCUAUCCAGCACAGAUAAAGAUCUACCUGGAGAUGGGAGUAAAAACUUUCCCUACCCUGAUGGAUGCUGCACUACCGCUGCGGGACCUGGGAAUCAAAGUUCGAGUGGAUGAACGAGACCGACAUCUUUCUCAAAGUCUCGGCCUGUCACAUGCUCCUCUAAACAUGAAUCACUAUGCUAAUAAGAAGAGUGCGGCGGAGAGCAUGCUGGAUGUGGCUCUGCUAAUGGCUAACGCCUCGCAGCUGAAGGCCGUGCUGGGGCAGGGGCCCCAAAACACCCUGUACACGUCCCUGAUCACGCUCAUCAGCCUGUCGCUCUGUCUGCAAGUGUUAGUGGGCAUCCUGCUCAUCUUCACAGUGAAGUGGAACCUGAAUGACGAGCAGAAACAUCUCAGGCUGAACAUCUUAGAGAACAUCACCACAGGCUGCAUCUUCAUCAUAGUUGUCAUCAAUGUCUUCAUCACUGCGUUUGGAGUUCAGCGGCCCAAUGCAGGCGUGUGA
Sinocyclocheilus anshuiensis is the source of this 525-nucleotide messenger RNA. Its product is annotated as ninjurin-1. Gene Ontology annotation, biological process: cell adhesion; tissue regeneration. The record is from RefSeq and is a predicted model, not a curated record. Gene Ontology annotation, cellular component: membrane. The transcript has 3 exons. The coding region runs from base 1 to 525 and encodes 174 amino acids. Lineage: Eukaryota; Metazoa; Chordata; Actinopteri; Cypriniformes; Cyprinidae.